GUGGGAUGAGCCACAUUCAGCUCAAGCAGUUGACGCAAGUCACAUUAUAUCUCACGCUAUACCAGCUAUACCUACAUACCUACUUCACUAACCGAUACGAAGAUCCGUUGUGUGUUUCAGAGGUUGGAGAUCCAGCACAUGGAGACAGCAGUCCUCGUAGCAGUGCCCAGCCGUGGGCAGCCGAGUGCUGAGCCUGCAGCUCUAGAUGUGAGCACAGGAAUGGAAGCUGAUACAAGAUGUUCUCGCUGCAGAGGCCGCUCGAGAGAUCGAUCUGUGAGUCGAGGCCGAUCGCGAGGUAGGUCCAGGGGACGCUCCAGGGGCAAGUCACGCAGCCGCUCCAGGGGCAGAUCUCGCGGCCGCUCUAGGGGCAGAUCUCGCGGUCGCUCCAGGGGUAGGUCCCGCGGUCGCUCCCGAGGUAGGUCCCGUGGCCAUUCUAGAGGAAGAUCCCGUGGCCAUUCUAGAGGAAGAUCCCGUGGCCAUUCUAGAGGAAGAUCCCGUGGCCACUCCAGAGGUAGGUCUGCAGGACCAUCGAAUAACAUGGAUCAUGGAUGUCACAAGGAAAAGUAUCACGAUUGCUGCAAGCAAACGCAGAAACGAAGAGCAAGAGAAGAAUCAAGGCAGCGAUGCAGACACCAUUCAAGGGGUCACUCCAGAGGACGAUCUAGGAGUCAUUCCAGAGACCACUGCAGUGGAAAAUGUAGAGGCCACUAGAGACAUGUCGUGGUCCUACGACAUAAUUAAUAGACAGUAUCUACAAAAACUAUAAAAAAGGAAAAAAACACAAAAAAAAUAUAAAAACACAAAAUGACAAAAAAAAGCUUAGGUUAGGGACAUGGGGUGCGUGCAGAGAACCUCCUCGUGUGCUCGGCGGCUGCAGGUCCCUCAUGGAUGUGUCCGGGGGGAAGGGCAGCUGGCGGGCCGGUGCACCCUGGGCACGGACAAUCAUCUCUCUCGAGGGGGAGAGAUUGUUGUUUGUGGCGAAUUUCUGCAUUGAAUAGCUUUGAUAAGGUGCCGAUAUAAUCAAGAUUGUUCCGAAAGUGCUGAUCUCAAGCAUGGAAAUAGUACUUUUACAAGGACACUAUGUACUUAGCAGGUAUCAUAUUUAAAGCAUUUAUGGAUUAACGGAGGGGGAGAGGG
Molecule: messenger RNA, 1137 nt
Organism: Spodoptera exigua (beet armyworm)
Lineage: Eukaryota; Metazoa; Arthropoda; Insecta; Lepidoptera; Noctuidae
Source: the annotation of a GenBank genome assembly